Adineta ricciae is the source of this 378-nucleotide messenger RNA. Lineage: Eukaryota; Metazoa; Rotifera; Eurotatoria; Adinetida; Adinetidae. The record is from the annotation of a GenBank genome assembly.
AUGACUACAGAAGAACAAAACACCGAGAAUACACGUCGAAAAACGCCUUACUCGGAGAAAAUUCAAGAACGUCCGGAACGCAAUCCCCCGAUAGUCUAUACUCCACUACCGCCAAAAGAAUUAUUUGAAAAGUACCGUGAUCAAAUCAAUCGAAAUGUCCGCAAAGUUUGGCCUAAGACCCCGGAUGAUUAUGUUCUAGAACCAUUCCAAUCACGAUUCAAUUACUACGACUACGGCGGUCAAUACAAUUUCAUUUGCGAAUUACCCAGCGGACAACCAACAUAUGUCACUAUCACUGAGUCCUUUGAAAAAGAGGAUGGUGAUCUGGCGAAUAAUGACGCUGAACGCCACCGUCGCCUGAUCGUUAGUGCUAGUUAA